Phytomonas sp. Hart1 is the source of this 1815-nucleotide messenger RNA. The record is from the annotation of a GenBank genome assembly. Lineage: Eukaryota; Euglenozoa; Kinetoplastea; Trypanosomatida; Trypanosomatidae.
AUGCAAACCGCAAAGACAGAAUCAUUGGAUAGAAUUAUAAAGCUGACAAACGAAUUGCGCGUCUACCACAACGACAUUCUUAAAAAAAUCGAUCAAAGGGAGGCCGAGUUAAAACAAUUAUUAUCGGAACUUACCAAGCCUCAUGCAAAUCCAACCGCACCAUCGAUUAGGGUAUUUUCCGACUUAUCACGACAACCCAAAGGCUAUUCUCGGAUUACAUGGAAUCAAUCCGAGAAUCGCGCGCGAACUACCGAUCCUACAGGGAACCCACCACUUCCCAUCCAUAAUUUUCCGGUGGACAAAAAAAGAAAGGGCCGCGGCUCCCCUCCCAGCGUCUGUGAGGACCAAAAGACAAAAAUGGUGGAAGGAAGGAGCGAAAAUUCCUCGUUUAGGUUUAGUUCGAUGGAUAGCCUGUUGAUGUCUCUCACGAACGAGCGGCGGCGCUUCACCGCCACCUCCUACAAUUCUGAAUAUGAUCCUAAUAGAAAAAGUAUUUCUUUUAAAGGACAAAGUUCGACAAAAAAUGUAUCUUUGGGUCUGGAGGAGUCUCCUAUAAUUGUAUUGGAUGAGGAAAAUGGCCUUACCUUGAAAACAAACGGUGAGGCUUCGAUCGAUUCUAUUGAUCUUUCCCCUAUCCCAAUGCUCUCUUUCAACCAGAAUUUCUCUCUGCAAGAGGAAGAAGAAGUGGGAGAAAAAUCGUUCCAAAAUGAACUUUUAACCACUGCAGCGCCCCCAAAACGUGUGCGCUUUACCAGCCAAAGCCCUUUGGUCAAGAUGUUUUCUGUAGACCCCGGAGCAUCUGAAGAGGAAAAAGUAGCACCAAAGGGUUUUGAGAAUGAAAAAGACUUUACUAAUACGUCAAACACGUCGAAUUCGGCAGAUUCUUCGCAUUCACUGCGUGAGAGUAUCCAUAAUGUCAUGGAACAUUUAGUGAAGGUACGGAAGUCAUUAUGCAUUGACAAGGAAGGCCGCGAGAUCCAUCCACAAAUCAAAUCCUCCUGCAAAGAAGUAAACAAAUGCGAAACGCGUAAAGUGGCUCCUUCCAGUUUUCCUUCACCGCCUUUCUCCUUCAAUAUUGAUUCUAAAAAGGGUGGUAAUGACAGGGGUAAACAACAAGGAAAAGAUUUGCCCUUGAAUGAACCUUCGUCGUCUUUGAUUCAGACACCACAUCUCGACUGCAGAACGUCCAUUUCCUCAAAACCUAUUUAUCUUUCUCCUCCUCCAUUGCUAUCGACCACCAUUAUGACGGCUAAUACUAACAGUGAGGAUGGGCGGGAGGUUGUCGGAGCUCCCGAUUGUGUUUCCCCCGCUUAUCGUUCGCCGCCGCCAAUUUAUCUGCAUCGAUCUUUACGUGAAAAGAAAAGAGACGGAAACGUAUUGAAAGCAUCCUACACUAUUAAUCCAAUUAGCUAUACGGCGGAUGGAAAUAAAAUUUCAUCUUUUUCUGAUCGCGAGGUGGCCUCGUUAAUGGUAGAGAACCACAAUUGUUCAAGGGCUUCCCUAUUAGCUAAUGAGGAAAACGCGCUGUCCUUCCCCUCGUCUUCUCCUCCUUUGCAUUUACGCCGGUAUGACAAUGCGCCGUAUGUUUCCCAUUUUGGAAAAAAGAAAGGGGGAGUGGGUCAAAAUAAAUUCACGUCAAUAACAGAAUCGACCGAAGCGGGGGGAAGUAAAUUGGGCGUAACGAAGGCAGCAGGGGAAGCUUUUAGCACGUAUUCUCAUCAACCAUGUUGUACUUCUCUUAGAAAUACAACAUGUAGAGAUGGUCUACCAACCCCUGAUAUGUUGGCGGGAGGUCCGACGCUUUACUUUACCUAA